This is a messenger RNA of Dracunculus medinensis (Guinea worm), 243 nucleotides long. NCBI's taxonomy places the organism in Eukaryota, Metazoa, Nematoda, Chromadorea, Rhabditida, Dracunculidae. The record is from the annotation of a GenBank genome assembly.
AUGCACCCUAACCAAGCUGGAUUUGGACCAGGAUAUUGUAUUGAACAAAUAUCCAAAAACGUUAAGGAAGGUGUUGGAACACCAUUUCGGAUCAUUUUGGAACAUCAUUUCACAUCGGAAAUCCACCACAAUUGCUUUAAUGAUUUUGCUGCUGCCUUGGAUUCAGCUGGUGGACUCGCACUCGGGAAGAUGAUGGAAUGCGAUGAUGUUCUAAAGAACUCAGUUCGACUGUUCGACUCAUAA